AUGGCGGCCAACGCAGACGCGGCCAAGCCGGUCAUCAUGAAUGAAGAGGAGCUGAAGAGGAAGCAGCGGGAGAAGCUAAAGAAGCUGCAGGCCACAGGAGGAAACCCUCGACCAGCCAGAUCACUCUUCUUCUUAACCCUUAAAAACCCUUUCCGCAAGGCCUGCAUCAACAUUGUGGAGUGGAAAACCUUUGAGAUCAUCAUCUUAUUAACCAUUUUUGCAAACUGUAUCGCCCUGGCUGUGUUCCUGCCCAUGCCCGAAGAAGACAGCAAUAACACCAACACCAACUUGGAGAGUUUGGAGUAUAUCUUCCUCAUUAUAUUCACGUUAGAGUGCUUUCUGAAGAUAGUGGCGUAUGGGUUGGUGUUCCAUGAAGGCGCCUAUUUACGGAACUGUUGGAACAUAUUGGACUUUGUCAUCGUCUUCAUGGGUCUGUUCACUUUUGCCUUGGAUACCAUUAACAAGAUAGCAGGUGUGCCUAUGGAGAAGGGUGGGGGGUUUGACAUGAAGGCGCUGAGAGCUUUCAGAGUGCUGCGGCCCUUACGCCUCGUCUCUGGAGUACCAAGCCUGCAGGUGGUGAUGAACUCCAUCCUAAAAGCUAUGCUGCCUCUGCUGCACAUCGCCCUGCUGGUCUUUUUGCUGGUCACCAUCUAUGCUAUCAUGGGGCUGGAGCUCUUCAAGUGCAAAAUGCAUAAGACCUGCUAUUACUCUAACACAAAUAUCUAUGCCACAGCAGAACUUGAGCUGCCUGCACCCUGUGCCCAGGCUGGUAAUGGACGCCGCUGUAGCAUCAACGGCACUGAGUGUCGGCCAGGAUGGGAAGGUCCCAACAACGGCAUCACCCACUUCGAUAACAUUGGUUUUGCUAUGCUCACAGUCUACCAGUGUAUUACCAUGGAGGGAUGGACCAAAGUACUUUACUGGGUUAAUGAUGCCAUAGGAAAUGAGUGGCCUUGGAUCUACUUUGUCCCCCUCAUUUUGGUGGGUUCCUUCUUCGUGCUUAAUCUGGUUCUGGGUGUGCUCAGUGGGGAGUUUACCAAAGAGCGAGAGAAGGCAAGGUCACGUGGAGAGUACCAGAAGUUGCGAGAGCGUCAGCAGCUGGAUGAAGAUGUACAUGGCUACAUGGAGUGGAUUACGCACGCUGAAGUCCUCGAUGCAGACCGAGAGGGCAAAGGACUCCUGCCUUUAACCGCUGAUUCUGACGCUGACAGUCUGUAUGACAUGGAGGGAAAGAGUAAAAUCGUCUACUAUUACCGCCUGGCACGUCGCUGGAACCGUUUCUUCAGGAUGAAGUGCUUGUUGUAUGUGAAAACGAAAGGUUUUUAUUGGUUAGUGAUGUUCCUCGUCCUCCUCAACACGCUGACCAUAGCUACAGAGUUCCACCACCAGCCUGACUGGCUCACUUCCCUACAAGAUGUGGUCAGUCGUCUUCUGCUGGUGCUGUUUGUGUUUGAGAUGUUUUUGAAGAUGUAUGCUCUCGGCCCCAGAGCGUACUUCAUGUCCCUGUUCAACCGCUUUGACUUCUUUGUGGUGCUCUGCGGCAUCCUUGAGAUGAUCAUGUUCUCUGCUGGAGCGGUGACUCCCCUGGGAUUCUCUGUGCUCAGAUGUAUCCGGCUGCUCAGGCUCUUUAAAGUCACAAAGUACUGGAAGUCCUUGAGUAAUCUUGUGGCCUCUCUCCUCAACUCCGUACGCUCCAUCGCCUCCCUGCUCCUUCUUCUCUUCCUCUUCAUCGUCAUUUUCUCACUCCUGGGCAUGCAGGUGUUUGGAGGGAAAUUUAACUUUAGCAACCACAGACCCAGACGCAGUAACUUUGACAACUUCCCUCAGGCCCUCAUCAGUGUGUUUCAGGUCCUCACAGGAGAGGACUGGACCAGCAUUAUGUACAAUGGCAUUAUGGCUUAUGGAGGGCCAGUGUUUCCUGGAAUCCUGGUUGCCAUCUACUUCAUCAUCCUGUUUGUUUGUGGAAACUAUAUCCUCCUCAAUGUCUUCUUGGCCAUCGCUGUUGACAACCUGGCUGAGGCUGAAAGCCUGACGUCUGCUCAGAAAGAAAAGGCGGAGGAGAAAAUGAAGAGAAAGCUACUUAGGUCCAAAAUGCCGGAGAAGACUGAUGAGGAUCGAGAGAGGAUCGCUAAGAAACUGGCAGAGCAGAGAGCCAAAACGGAGAACAUGCCCACCACAGCCAAGCUUAAAAUUGAUGAGUUUGAGUCUAAUGUCAAUGAAGUGAAAGAUCCAUUCCCACCUGCUGACUUCCCAGGUGAUGAUGAGGAAGUAGAACCAGAAAUCCCCAUCAGUCCUCGGCCCCGACCAAUGGCCGACCUUCAGCUAAAGGAAGAAGCUGUUCCACUUCCUGAAGCCAGCUCCUUCUACAUUUUUGGCCCUCAGAACAAGUUCCGUAAACUGUGCUACAAGAUCAUCAACGCCACCUCCUUUACCAACUUAAUCCUGCUGUUCAUUCUGCUCUCCUCUAUCUCCCUGGCAGCCGAGGACCCCAUUGACCCCAGGUCCUACAGAAACCAGAUUUUGGCCUAUGCUGAUAUUGUCUUCACAACUGUGUUCACCAUUGAGAUUGUGCUGAAGAUGACAGUGUAUGGAGCGUUCAUGCACGAGGGCUCCUUCUGCCGUAACUCCUUCAACAUCCUGGAUCUGAUUGUGGUUACAGUGUCCCUGCUUUCUAUGGGCAUGGAGUCCAGUGCUAUCUCAGUGGUGAAGAUUCUCAGGGUGCUGAGGGUGCUGAGGCCUCUCAGGGCAAUCAACAGAGCUAAAGGGUUAAAGCAUGUGGUCCAAUGCGUCUUUGUGGCCAUCAAAACUAUUGGAAACAUCGUCCUGGUCACCAUGCUGCUGAAUUUCAUUUUUGCCUGUAUAGGAGUGCAACUCUUCAAGGGGAAGUUCUACAGCUGCACAGACCCGUCUAAAUUGAAUGGAGAGGAAUGCCAGGGAAUGUUCUGGAAACACAUGGAUAACUCUCUACAAGACACUGUGUUGGCUAAAAGAGAGUGGGUCAACAGUGACUUUAACUUUGACAACGUGCUGUACGGCAUGUUGGCUCUCUUCACUGUGUCUACAUUUGAGGGCUGGCCAAAACUGUUAUACAGAGCCAUUGAUUCAGAGAAAGAGGACAUGGGUCCUGUCUUUAACAACCGCGUAGAAGUGUCCAUCUUCUUCAUCAUCUACAUCAUCCUCAUCGCCUUCUUCAUGAUGAACAUCUUUGUAGGCUUUGUCAUCGUGACUUUCCAGGAGCAGGGCGAGCAGGAGUACAAGGACUGUGAGCUGGACAAGAACCAGCGUCAGUGUGUGCAGUACGCCCUGAAGGCUCGACCUCUGAGGUGCUACAUCCCCAAAAACCCCAACCAGUACAGAGUCUGGUACAUCGUCACCUCCUGCUACUUUGAGUACCUCAUGUUCUUCCUGAUUAUGCUCAACACUCUGUGUCUGGGGAUGCAGCAUUGCAACCAGUCGGAUCACGUGACCAAGCUGUCAGAUAUGCUGAACUUAAUCUUCACCGUCCUCUUCACUGUGGAGAUGAUACUCAAGCUCAUGGCCUUUAAAGCGAGGGGCUACUUUGGAGACCCCUGGAACGUCUUUGACUUCGUCAUCGUCAUUGGCAGCGUGGUUGACGUCAUCCUGAGUGAAGUGGAUACCGCCCUGGCCUCCAGUGGAGGACUGUACUGUCUCCAUGGCUGCGCUGAGACAAAUCCCAUGCAAGCAAUUGCAGCCUCUGAAAACGCCUCAGUUUCCAUUACGUUCUUCCGACUCUUUCGUGUCAUGCGUCUGGUCAAGCUUCUGAACCGUUCAGAGGGCAUCCGUAACCUUCUGUGGACCUUCAUCAAGUCCUUCCAGGCUCUCCCCCAUGUGGCUCUGCUCAUCGUAAUGCUCUUCUUUAUCUAUGCUGUCAUUGGGAUGCAGAUCUUUGGAAAGGUAUCGUUAGUAGACGGCACUCAAAUCAACCGCAACAACAACUUCCAGACAUUCCCUCAGGCUGUGCUGAUGUUAUUCCGAUGUGCAACUGGAGAGGCUUGGCAGGAGGUCAUGAUGGCUUCGAUGUACGGGAAGAAGUGCGACCCAAAGUCUGACUUCCUGGAGGGAGAGGAGUUCACCUGCGGGUCCAACUUUGCUGUCUUCUACUUCCUCAGCUUCUAUUGUCUCUGUGCCUUCCUGAUCCUGAACCUGUUUGUAGCCGUCAUCAUGGACAACUUUGACUACCUGACUCGUGAUUGGUCUCUUCUUGGGCCGCACCAUCUGGAUGAGUUUAAGAAGAUCUGGGCUGAAUAUGACCCUGAAGCCACGGGGAGAAUCAAACAUCUGGAUGUGGUGACGCUGCUGCGCCGCCUCCAGCCUCCACUGGGCUUCGGCAAGUUCUGUCCUCAUCGAGCUGCGUGCAAGCGCUUGGUUGGCAUGAACAUGCCUCUGAACAGUGAUGGCACCGUCACCUUCAACGCAACCCUGUUUGCUCUGGUCAGGACUGCUCUCAAAAUCAAAACAGAAGGUAACUUUGAGCAGGCUAAUGAGGAGCUGAGGGCCAUCAUAAAACAAAUCUGGAAGCGCACCAGUAUGAAGCUGUUGGAUCAGGUCAUCCCACCAAUAGGAGAUGAUGAGGUGACUGUGGGGAAAUUCUACUCCACCUUCCUGCUCCAGGAUCAUUUCCGUAAGUUCCUGAAGCGUCAGGAGGAAUACUAUGGCUACAGGCCAAGCAAGAAGAGCGCAUCAGGCCCUGAGAUCCAGGCGGGCCUGAGAGGUUUGGAUGAGGAAGCAGCUCCAGAAAUGCACAGGGCCAUUUCAGGAGACCUGCAGAAUGAGGAAGAGAUGGAAAGAGCGAUGGAGGAGGCUGUAGAGGAAGCCAUUUAUCAGCGUUCGCAUGGCCUGUUUGGAAACCGGGUGGACUCAUUCUCAUCUGAGCCGGCCAACGCUCAGUCCCAACAGAUGACCAACCAGCGUCCUCUCAUGUUCUCAGAGAGCCAGCCUGAGUCUCCACCCAACUCUUCUGACAUUUCACCCACUACUGAAUUUUUCCCUGCGAGCGCACCGAAAAAUAACACCAACAACAAUGCCUUUGCAGAGGUUUCAUUUGACAGAGAAGGCAGUCCUGUUGAGUUUUACAAUCCCAGUGAGGAUGACGAGUCAGUCAACCUGCGUUCCUGGAACUUCACAGUGAGAACUGACAAAACUCAGUUCCCUUAUGACCCGAACUACGGUGACAGUCAGAGUCAGAGCUCCUCCCGUACUGCAGCUGAUCAGCUCGUCCAGGAGGCUCUUGUGAAAGGCGGUCUGGCCUCUCUGGCAGAAGACCCCGGCUUUGUCUCCGUAGCUAAGCAUGAGAUGGCCCAAGCCAUGCGCACAUCUUUAGACGACAUAGAGAGCAAGGCGCAGGACAUACUCAGCGAACGCUCCACUAGCGCCGCUUCUGCAAAGAAGAAGAGACGUCCCAUCCCUGUCCCUCCCUCUGCUGCUGCUGUGACAGUGAAGGAGACAGGUGAACCAGACCCGGCUGUGAGGAGGAAGAAACGUCCCAUCCCCAGGAUUCCCUCUGUACAGGAGGACGACUCCAGAGUUUAGAGGCGUCACUCAAGGUUUCUUCAGGUUUUUACUCUGGCAGGUGGCUCCACCUCACUUUGUGACAACCUUUAUCUACUAGCCUGGCACCUUAAUACAGGUUGGCUGAGUUCAGGUUGUCAAGUGUGUUUGAAAGGAGAGGAAACAUUAUAUCUGAAUAAACAUCUCAAUCUUCAGGUUUAUGUAACUUAAUAAAGUCACUAACUUAUCUCAGAGCCAACAGAAUGACGCACUUCUUUCUUUGUAGCGUUUGUUGAGGUGAUCCAUUCCAUACGUUUUAUGGGACAACCGAGUGAGUGAGUGAGCUAGGUGUCUUACUGAAGCCUCACUGAGGGAGGUGAGGGGUGACUUAAACAACCCACUGAAUACAGGGAGCAAGGUGGUUUUAUUGUUCCCAGUCAAGUUUGAACUGUGGAUUUAAGGAGUAUCUGUGCAUCCAUGCCCAGAAAAGUUCAAGUGAGUAUUCAGCUAAGAGGCUCUGGUGCUACUUAAACGAUGUAAGUCUUUUUGUAAAGCAGUGUCCGCUGAUCAAUCAGAACAUAGCUGUCUUUUGUCUUUUAUUAUUGAGGUUUACUGAGUUUUCUCCUGCUCACCUCUGCUCUUCUGGGCAGUUGGUAUCAGCAGAUUUUCAAGAGGAAAUUUUUUUUUAUUUUGGAUAAUGAAAUAAUAUAAAUGAUUUACAGAUAUUUUUAAGUAUUUGUUGAAAGACAUUGUAGUCAAGUAGGGAUGAGCUUUAUCAACAUAAACUUAAUCACUCUCUGCAACAGCUUUAAUGUUUUUUAUUUCAUUAAUAUGUCACACUUUUUACACCCACAGUUUGACCAGUGGAAAUAAAUCUUCAGCAUACCUGGAGUAUGAUGGAUUGACCUUCACAGCUCACCUGGGCUUUUAACACAUUUAUUUGUAACUGCAUGGGCAUAAUUUAUUGCACUUUUUUCAUGUCAUGUGCCUGAAUGCAAACAGUGAGGAGCUCCAAGACUUUCUUUUUUUUUUUUACACUAUCUUCUGGUCAGCCUGUGUUUUCCUGUCAUACAAAUAUAAUGUUACAAUAUUUGGAGAUAAUUCGAGUGAUCUUUAUAGCUCAGUGUCUCUUUUACGACUGGAUCUGUGCCAUUUUGGCUGAUGCUAUCUUGGUGUUUACUACAUGGUGAAAGAAUAAAUUAUUCAAACACA
This is a messenger RNA of Notolabrus celidotus (New Zealand spotty), 6720 nucleotides long. Its product is annotated as dihydropyridine-sensitive L-type skeletal muscle calcium channel subunit alpha-1-like. Bases 1 to 5550 code for a protein of 1849 amino acids. Lineage: Eukaryota; Metazoa; Chordata; Actinopteri; Labriformes; Labridae. The transcript is spliced from 45 exons. The record is from RefSeq and is a predicted model, not a curated record. Gene Ontology annotation, biological process: calcium ion import across plasma membrane. Gene Ontology annotation, cellular component: voltage-gated calcium channel complex; membrane. Gene Ontology annotation, molecular function: calcium ion binding; high voltage-gated calcium channel activity.